AUGGCGCAUAGGGUGGAUCAUGAGUUUACGAGAAACGAGUUUUGCUUGGAGUCUAAAUCUACUAUUGGAGUUGAAUUCGCCACCAGAACUCUUCAGGUAGAGGGAAAGACUGUAAAAGCACAGAUAUGGGACACAGCGGGUCAGGAGCGGUGGCUGCGUGAAUUGAGGGACCAUGCGGAUUCUAAUAUAGUGAUUAUGAUGGCUGGAAAUAAGUCUGAUUUGAACCAUCUUAGAGCUGUUUCAGAAGAUGACGGUCAUGCUUUGGCAGAGAAGGAAGGUCUAUCUUUUCUUGAGACAUCCGCGUUGGAAGCAACCAACAUUGAGAAGGCAUUCCAAACCAUAUUGACAGAGAUCUAUCAUAUUGUAAGCAAAAAAGCACUUGCAGCUCAGGAAGCAGCUUCUGGUACCCCACUUCCUGGUCAAGGAACCACAAUCAAUGUUGCAGAUGCCUCUGCCAAUACAAAGAGAGGCUGUUGCUCCACUUAA
Messenger RNA from Vicia faba (fava bean), 486 nucleotides. The record is from the annotation of a GenBank genome assembly. Lineage: Eukaryota; Viridiplantae; Streptophyta; Magnoliopsida; Fabales; Fabaceae.